Messenger RNA from Pogona vitticeps (central bearded dragon), 1128 nucleotides. The record is from RefSeq and is a predicted model, not a curated record. Lineage: Eukaryota; Metazoa; Chordata; Lepidosauria; Squamata; Agamidae.
GGGAGUUCCAGAGUCUGGGAGCAGCCAUAGAGAAGGACUUCUCCUGCCUCCAGACUGGACACGCCUGUGAAGGUGCAGGAAAAGGUCUCAAGAAAUCUUCUAUUUUGGAAAACAGAAAUGUUGGAAUGGGGAGUGGGGGGGAGAGAGGUUGUGUGUUGAACUCUGAAAAAAAGGCACAAAGGCAUCGUCCUCUCUCCGUGCGGGACAACACCCUGCAAAGCUAACAGGUGGCAAGCAGUUGCUCUGGGCGUCACCACCUGUUCCAGUGACAACCCCGGUGUGCAGACACCACGCCUCUCCUGGCCCGCACCUGGCUGGGAGGGAAGCGCCACCCCCGUCCUCUCCCGGCUAGCCCUUCGCAUUUCCUCAUCAGCCCUCCCUGGCCAGACAGGUUGGUUUGGACAGGUAACCUGAGCUGUUGCCGCCGGGAGGAGUGAGGGGGUCAGGGCUGUGCGAAGAGCUUGGGGAGAACCUGCAGCAGCACACCUGGCACAGGCUUCCAGAAUGUCUGGUGGUGGAAAUGACCAGGAUUUUCGGACGGUUGAAACAGAAAAGGAGAUGUACGAGAAGGACAGAGGGAAACUGGACUCGGAAGGCGCUGCAGAGCCUGAGCCUGUGGCCCUUCCACCCUCUGCCUCAAAGCGCAUUCUCUACCCGCAGCCUCACGUGGACCCUUAUGAUUCAAGGAGAUAUUUUGUCACAAGGGCUGGAGCAUUCGAUCAAGCCAUGGAUGACCUGAAGGCCCAUGUGGUUGUGAGCAUGGGAGAAACAGCCCACAGCUUCUGGCUGAUGACAGAGAUCGAUCAUUGGAACAACGAGAAGGAACGUGUUUUGGUGAUCACAGACUCGGCCCUCCUGAUCUGCAAAUAUGACUUUAUCAUGCUGAAGUGCCUGCAACUCCAGAAGGUCCCCCUGAAUUACAUCGACCGCAUCGUCCGGGGCUCCUUCACCUUUCCUGAGAGGUCGUUAGACAGGAGGGAAGGCGAAGGCCUGAGAAUCUUCUGGGACAAAGUGCGAGAACCGACGUUCCUGUCUCGCUGGAACCCCUGGUCCACGGACAUUCCCUAUGCGACGUUCACGGAGCAUCCGGUGAAGAACAGCAGUGAGAAAUUUAGUGUCAUCUGCCAG